Molecule: messenger RNA, 3517 nt
Organism: Rubroshorea leprosula
Lineage: Eukaryota; Viridiplantae; Streptophyta; Magnoliopsida; Malvales; Dipterocarpaceae
Source: the annotation of a GenBank genome assembly
GGAUAAUCAGUCAGUUACAGUUUCAACGACUUUCAAGUUCGGAAUUUGAUGGCUUCUUUGAUGGUCGGGCAGCCUCCUUUUCCUUUGGGAAAUGGUUACAAAAUCUGGGAAGAUCAGUCCUUUAUCAAGUGGAAUAAGAGAGAUCCUCAUGUUACUUUGCGUUGUCAUGACUCCAUCGAAGCCUCUCUUAAGUACUGGUACGAACGCAAUAAAGUGGACCUUUCUGUUUCAAAAUCUGCUGUUUGGAACGAUGAUGCUGUUCCUGCUGCUCUUGAAAAUGCCGCUUCCUGGGUCCAACAAUUGCCUUUUGUUAAAUCCCUGUCUGGAUACUGGAAAUUUUUCUUGGCUCCUAAUCCCACCACUGUUCCUGACAAUUUUCAUCAGACUGCCUUUCAGGAUCCUGACUGGCCAACUUUGCCUGUUCCUUCAAAUUGGCAAAUGCAUGGAUUUGAUCGCCCUAUUUACACAAAUUUUGUUUAUCCAUUUCCACUGGAUCCUCCUCACCUUCCUCAGGAUAAUCCUACAGGCUGCUACAGAACUUACUUUACUAUUCCUAAAGAGUGGCAGGGUCGUAGGAUUAUCUUGCAUUUUGAGGCUGUUGAUUCUGCUUUCUGUGCAUGGAUAAAUGGGGUCCCUGUUGGAUAUAGUCAGGAUAGCAGAUUACCAGCCGAAUUUGAAAUUACAGAUUACUGUUAUCAAUUUGGUUCAGAUAAGAAAAAUGUUUUGGCCGUUCAAGUUUUGAGAUGGAGUGAUGGGUCUUAUCUUGAAGAUCAAGAUCACUGGAGGAUAUCUGGCAUUCAUCGUGAUGUGCUUCUUCUUGCAAAGCCACAGGUUUUCAUUGCGGACUACUUUUUCAAUUCAAAUCUGUCUGAUAACUUCUCUCAUGCAGAUAUACACGUUGAAGUAAAAAUAGAUGACUCACGAGAAACAUUGAAAGACAGAGAGCUGGCAAACUAUGUCAUAGAAGCUGCAUUAUAUGACACUGGGAGCUGGUACAACAGGGAUGGACAUGUUGAUUUGCUUUCAUCAAAUGUGGCUAACUUAACAUUGAGCACCCCCACCAGUGGUAGUCAUGGAUUUAAUGGUUAUAUACUAGUAGGGAAACUAGAAAAGCCCAAUCUCUGGUCUGCAGAACAACCAAAUUUGUACACACUGGUUAUUGUCCUUAAAAAUGCAUCUGGCUACGUGAUUGACUGCGAAUCAUGCCUAAUUGGUAUAAGACAAGUAUCAAAAGCUCCAAAACAGCUACUUGUUAAUGGGCAUCCGGUUGUAAUACGAGGUGUGAACAGGCAUGAACAUCAUCCACGUCUAGGGAAGACAAACAUAGAAUCUUGCAUGAUUAAGGACUUGGUUCUGAUGAAGCAGAACAAUAUCAAUGCUGUCAGAAACAGCCACUAUCCUCAACAUCCCCGUUGGUAUGAGUUAUGUGACCUGUUUGGCAUGUAUAUGAUAGAUGAAGCCAAUAUCGAGACACAUGGGUUUGUUCUGUCUGGGCAUCUGAAGCAUCCUACUGAAGAACCUAGUUGGGCUUCUGCAAUGAUGGAUCGUGUAAUUGGCAUGGUGGAAAGGGACAAAAAUCAUGCAUGCAUCAUUUCUUGGUCCUUAGGAAAUGAGGCUGGAUAUGGGCCUAAUCAUUCUGCUUCAGCUGGAUGGAUUCGGGGAAGGGAUCCCUCAAGAGUUGUGCACUAUGAAGGAGGUGGAUCCAGAACCUCAUCCACUGAUAUUGUGUGUCCUAUGUACAUGCGCGUAUGGGACAUACUGAAGAUUGCAAAAGAUCCAAAUGAAACACGUCCUCUUAUAUUGUGCGAGUAUUCACAUUCAUUGGGUAACAGCAAUGGGAAUCUACCUGAGUAUUGGGAAGCAAUUGAUAGCACAUUUGGUCUCCAAGGAGGCUUUAUCUGGGAUUGGGCAGAUCAGGGCCUACUGAAGGAAAGUGCAGAUGGUAGUAAACACUGGGCGUAUGGAGGCGACUUUGGUGAUUUCCCUAAUGAUUCAAAUUUCUGUUUGAGAGGCCUUGUAUGGCCAGAUCGAACAGCUCAUCCUGCAUUACAUGAAGUCAAAUACGUGUACCAACCUAUCAAGGUGUCACUGAGGGAGGGCAUACUCAAGAUAAAGAAUAACAACUUUUACGAAACAACUGAAGAAAUGGAGUUCAGCUGGGCUGUUCAUGGAGAUGGUUGUGAACUUGGUUCUGGAAUUCUCUCUUUUGCUGUGAUUGAACCCCAAAGCUCUUUUGACAUAGAAUGGAAGUCUGGUCCAUGGUAUUCUCUAUGGGCUUCCUCUGAUGCUGAAGAAAUAUUUUUAACAAUAGUCACUAAGAUUUUGCACUCGACACGUUGGGUUGAAGCUGGUCAUAUCAUUUCAUCCACACAAGUACAGUUGCCUGCCAAAAGAGAAAUUGUACCUCAUUUCAUCAAACCCAAAGAUGUUGCCCUCUCCACUGAAGUUCUUGGAGAUAUUAUCAAUAUUAAGCAACAGAACUUGUGGGAGAUCAAAUUGAAUGUUAGAACAGGAAUGCUAGAAAGCUGGAAGGUUGAAGGAGCCCCAAUCAUGAAUGAAGGAAUAUUUCCAUGCUUCUGGCGAGCACCUACUGAUAAUGACAAAGGGGGAGAACAAACUAGUUACUGCUCCCGGUGGAAAGCUGCCCGUAUUGAUAGCCUCUCUUUUAUUACAGAAAGUUGUUCUAUACUAACUCGGGCAGACAAUCUCGUGAAAAUAGCAGUUGUUUACCUUGGUGUGGUGAAGGGUGAGGAUGGCUCUUUCAAAGAAGGAAAAUCAAAUGCUUUAUUCAAUAUUGACAUGAUUUAUACAAUUUAUGGUUCUGGAGACAUCAUUAUCGAAUCCAAUGUAAAACCCAAUUCUGAUCUUCCUCCUUUACCGCGCGUUGGAGUUGAAUUCCACCUAGAGAAAUCAGUGGACCGAAUCAAAUGGUAUGGAAGAGGACCAUUCGAGUGUUAUCCAGAUCGGAAAGCCUCUGCCUACAUUGGGUUCUAUGAGCAAACCGUGGCUGGCAUGCAUGUUCCUUACAUUGUUCCUGGGGAAAGUGGGGGCAGGGCAGAUGUCAGAUGGGUGACAUUUCAAAACAAAGAUGGACUUGGAAUUUAUGCUUCAGUUUAUGGCAACUCUCCACCUAUGCAAAUGAAUGCAAGUUACUACAGAACAGCAGAGCUUGACCGUGCAACACAUAUUGAAAAACUAAUCAAGGGGGAUGACAUCGAGGUGCACCUUGAUCAUAAACACAUGGGUUUGGGUGGAGAUGAUAGCUGGACACCCUCCGUUCAUGAUAAGUUUCUAGUUCCUCCUGUGCCAUACUCCUACUCUAUCAGGUUGUGUCCCAUCACAGCUGCCACCUCCGGCUAUGACAACUACAAAUCUCAACUUCAGAACUGAAUCCUGUUUUUCAGCUAAAUGCUUUCUGAAGGAUACGAUGAUGUUACUGUAUUUGACCAUGUAAUAUAUAUUUUCCUAGAGAUAACCUCCAUGUAGUUUGGCCUAAAAACAAAAAAUUUAUGAAUGU